AUGAGGAGGAAGUCAAUUUCAAUAUACCCAGUUCGAGGACAGAGCGAUGAUAGGAGGUAUUAUACUCUCACUUUCCACAAGCGUCACUGGGAUCUCAUCUCUGGGCCUUACCUGAAUUAUGUGCUAAGAGAGGGUAAAGCGCUCAAAGACAGAAACAGGCAGAAGAAGCUUUAUACCAAUAAGGAGGGCGAGUGGAACUGGGUAGCGUUUGAGCACCCUGCAACGUUCGAGACACUGGCGCUGGAGCCCGAGAAGAAGGAGGAAAUUAUGGAGGAUCUCAUAGCAUUCAGUGGGAAUGAAGAGUAUUAUAGGAGAAUUGGUAGAGCUUGGAAGCGCGGGUAUCUCCUUUAUGGCCCUCCAGGGACUGGUAAGUCCACCAUGAUUGCAGCCAUGGCUAAUCUCUUGAAUUAUGACAUUUAUGAUCUGGAACUUACUGGGGUGGAGAACAACACUGAGUUGAAGAUGCUGUUGAUGGAGAUAUCAAGCAAGUCUAUCAUUGUGAUUGAAGACAUUGAUUGUUCCCUCGAUCUCACUGGUCAAAGGAAGAAAGCAGCAACAUACGAGGAUUCAGAGGAGGAGAAAGAUGAGAAAGAGAAGAAAGGAGGAAAAGAAAAGGGCACCAAAACCAGCAAGGUCACAUUAUCUGGGCUUCUGAAUUUCAUCGAUGGGCUGUGGUCGGCUUGCGGGGGAGAAAGAGUCAUAGUGUUCACAACUAAUCAUGUAGAGAAACUGGACCAAGCUUUGAUUCGGAAAGGACGGAUGGAUAAGCAUAUAGAGCUAUCCUACUGUACCUAUGAAGCAUUCAAAGUUCUGGCUAGGAAUUACCUGAAUGUGGAAUCACAUCAUCUGUUCCCAAAGAUUAGAGAGUUGUUGAGGGAAGUGGAUAUGACCCCAGCUGAUGUUGCUGAGCAUCUAACCACCAAAACUCUUAUGAAAGAUGCGGGAAUCUGCUUGGAGGGCUUGAUUUCAGCAAUUCAGAGGAAAACAGAAGCAAGGCUGAAGAAGAAAUUAUCAGCCAAAGGAGCCAAAUCAUCGAGGAAAAAUGAUCGGCCAAGGAAGGGUUUGAGUGACUAG
This is a messenger RNA of Vitis riparia (riverbank grape), 1074 nucleotides long. RefSeq names its product AAA-ATPase At3g28540-like. The record is from RefSeq and is a predicted model, not a curated record. Gene Ontology annotation, molecular function: ATP hydrolysis activity; ATP binding. The transcript has 2 exons. Lineage: Eukaryota; Viridiplantae; Streptophyta; Magnoliopsida; Vitales; Vitaceae. The coding region runs from base 1 to 1074 and encodes 357 amino acids.